Molecule: messenger RNA, 1256 nt
Organism: Cynoglossus semilaevis (tongue sole)
Lineage: Eukaryota; Metazoa; Chordata; Actinopteri; Pleuronectiformes; Cynoglossidae
Gene: il12b2
Product: interleukin 12B 2
Exons: 8
Coding region: 169-1152 (327 amino acids)
Molecular function (GO): protein binding
Source: RefSeq, a predicted model, not a curated record
UUCACGCUGACGAAAUAGUAAUGAUGACGACAGUGACGAUGUAUGCUGCCUACCAACAUAAAUAUGGAGCUCAGUGGACAGUUAGAUCAUUCAGAUUCGUGUCCAGAUUACUGCAAACAUCUGCUCCAGAUUUUGUUCCUACCACUUCAACUACUUUGAUCAAAAAAGAUGACUGCGACUCAGUGGAUGGUUGGGUUCCUGCUCAUGGCUCUCUAUGAAGCACAUGCUCUAAACCACUUUCCAGAAAACUUUGUUGUGGUCAAUAGAAAUAACAAGAACCCAACCGUGCUGACCUGCAGCACGGAGCCGGUUAAUGGAUCGAUCACAUGGACACAUGACAGUGCAGAGAUAGAAAUCGAUCAUGUUGAUUAUCAGCAGAACGGUGGAAAUUUAACUCUGUCAUAUGUUGAAACACCUGAAGUGGGGAAAUACACCUGCUGGAGCGGAAACCAUGAGUUGUCAUCCACCUACCUGCUGCUGGAGGUCCAGAGGGAGAAAGAUUCAGACUCAUUCCUCAGCUGUUGGGCAGAGUCGUAUCACUGUAGAUUCAGUUGUAAAUGGAACAACAACGAAUACACGGCUGUGCGUGUCGGACUGGGCCCUGAAUGCACUAAAGGUGAAAAGUCCUGCCACUGGGUCGACGGCAGCCGUCCAACCUCAAAUGGGGAAUUCCACUUUGAGCUGCAUCACACACUGUCGCCCUUUGCAGAGGAAACCAACAGGCUUGAAAUCACUGCUGAGGCCAUCAAUGAGCAGUUCAUGCUCAGACUCACCAAGAAAUUUUAUCUCCGAGACAUAGUUCAACCUGGUAUCCCCACGAUCGUCUCCUGUAACAAGGUGAAACAGAACCUGAGUGUGACCAUCGCACCACCAGCCAACUGGUCCACUCCCCACAGUUUCUUCUGUCUGGAGCAUCAGAUUGAAUACAUUCUGCAAGAUGAUGGCACGAGCCGAUUCUCGUUGUCUCACGUGAUACCGCAGGGCAUCGAUCAGCUAAGAGUCCGCUCCAGAGAUUCGCUGUUGAUGUCCAACUGGAGCCAGUGGUCUCAUUGGAAAAAUGUGAUGACAAGGAGAAAGAAACACAGCUUUCAGGAGUUACCCGCCAACGUCUUGAACUGCUACAAGAAGAAACAGAAGGAAAAGAGGAUCUGACGAGCCAACUCAGAAAGCGGUGGAUUUAAUUUCUGAGUACAACUGCUUCAAAGAGCUUGUCCAAUCCGGCAUAGUUAUAUAAAUUUCGGAGGUUAUUAAUAUUU